Cladophialophora bantiana CBS 173.52 is the source of this 3207-nucleotide messenger RNA. RefSeq lists its product as uncharacterized. The transcript is spliced from 5 exons. The record is from RefSeq and is a predicted model, not a curated record. The coding region runs from base 1 to 3207 and encodes 1068 amino acids. Lineage: Eukaryota; Fungi; Ascomycota; Eurotiomycetes; Chaetothyriales; Herpotrichiellaceae. Gene Ontology annotation, molecular function: protein binding.
AUGCAUCCGGGUGCUUUAGGCUACCCUCGGAGCCGAUGGUUGGACGCAGAUCAUCGUGGAAUGAAUAAAUUCUGCGCCGCUGACGAUCCCAACAUGAGCAAGUCUAUAAGUGUCCCCUCGCGCCCUGUGAAGGCAACUAUAGUACGGCCAUCCCUAGGGAUACCGGUGACACAGCACUUCGUUGGUCGCGAAUACACUCUGGAGCGCGUGCAUCAUCUGCCCUGGACGCCAAGUCGGCCAGACUCUCCUAACAUUGUCAGCAUCUAUGCAGCUGGAGGAAUGGGCAAGACUCAGACGGCCAUGGCAUAUUUGCAGAGUUACGGAGAACGCUUCGGCGCUAUACUAGAGGUCGAUGGUACCAGCAACGUAACGUGUUGUGCUAGUUUCCAGAGAAUUCGGGAACUCUUAGCCAAAGAUGACCCGGUUGUCGCACAGGAAUAUCUAGAGUGGAAAUGGGCUAAAAGCAACACGACUUUCCAAAAUGAAGUGGAGUCUGAGUGUGUGAUGGAUUACAGACUUGUGAAAGGUUGGUUGUGGCGGCGGCAGGAUGUACCGUGGCUGCUGCUCUUCGACAACGUCGACGAUCUCGAGAGUUUCGAUGUACGCGAUUUCUUUCCUUGCGAUGUGCAAGAACUCCAGCGGGAAGACUCCAGAGCUCUAUUUCUCAAACAAUUGUCUCUGGAACUCCCGUCAGGGUCAUCAGCAAUGAAACUCCUCGACAGCGUCUUGGACAAACUCGGCGACAUGCCGCUUGCGAUAGCGCAAGCAAGCGCGUACAUAUCACGACGCCUUCUCAUCUUUCGUGGCACACAACAUAAAAUCUUGCAGAGGCUGGAAGAGGAACUGACGACUUACGAAACAGCCUUCUUGGAGCAGUUGGAAAAGCAGUCUGCGUUCGCUCUACGGGGCUACCGCAACGACUCAAUUUUUACGACUUGGGAAGUCUCAUUCCAGACUAUCGAGAGUCAAGACCGAGCAGCAGCAGAACUCCUCCAAUUGAUGGGUUUCCUCAAUCGACGUGACCUGGACCCGAAGAUAUUACGAUACGCAGUCCUACCUACUCAUACUCUUGCACUGUUUUCAAUGCACCCUCAGAUCCACGCUUGGGUACGUUCGAGGCUCGCUCGACCAAUGCAGAUCUAUUAUUCAACACAGGCCAUGCGACUCGUCGAGGCUGGCUGGGUGCUUGGUGUGAACCCACGCUCGCAGACCGAGAACAUUUUCGAGUCCGUCAAAGAGUAUUUCUCUACUGCUACUCUCGAGGAGAAUGCACUACAUCUCAAUCCCGAUGCUCUUCGGGCGAAGACAUGGCCUGAGUGGCUUGAAACAUUCAUUCAGAAAAUGAUGCUUCUCUGGGGCAUCCUAGAUGAUGCUGUUCUAAGCUUGACGAGGCUCCUCAUGCCACCACACUCGCGACUCGUGGCAGUGCCAUGGAGAUAUUCCUAUACCCUCGGGGACAGAGUCGACCACCUUGGCCUAGUUCAAUGGUCUUAUCAAGAAGCCUGUUCUCGCUUACAUUAUCGACAUCCCUUCUCUCUGAAGAUUGUCGGAAGCUACGCCAACAUCCUCUUAGGAGAGGAUGAGUUCUUGCCAAGGCUUGCCGAAGCCUGGUACACGUGGCUUGCCGAAGUUCGUGCUCGAAUGUAUGGUCCAGAACACUCAUCAACUGCAGGAGCGUUGCUUGGUAUUGCAAAACUGCUCAUGUUUGAUGAACGUUACAAAGAGGCAGACGUUCUCUUUAGUAAGGCGUUAACGUUUUGUACAAAAGCGCUUGGUUUUGAAGACAAGCUGACACAAAAUGUUUUUCGGCCGAAAAGAAGAUUGCUAUCGUAUUGGGCGGAUCGCACUGCUGCUUUGAGCUUCGUUCAGGAUCUUUACCAAUCCGGUCACCUCUGUUGUGUUCUCGAGGGCUUCCCUCUUGCAGAGGUCUUUGGUGUUGUCUUCUACCAAGCAUUCGGCCUCAACUCAACGCUGUUUGAGCUAUAUGAAAGGGAUCCCCGUGAUUGUGCAGUCAUUGCUCCGGCCUUGAUGCACUUCCAGUGGACAGAUCUGGUUCCGGACGCCUCGGCUGUAACAUGCAACUUCUCCCUGCCUGGAUGGUGUCAGUGUCUCCACAUCUGGGAUGACUUAUUAAGUAGUAGGUGGACGGAAAAUCCCACCCCAUGCGACUCUCCCGGUUAUGAGAAUGCGACAUGGGGACCAUACGGAGGGUGUCAAGGAGACGAGCACCAGGCACGAGGAUUAUCCGAAAAGUGUGACAUCUGGAUUCAACAAGAAUUGGCGGGCGACGAGUCGAUGGACGCCGCACAACUCUUGUUGAAUGUGCUCCAAGGCCUCGCUGCUGAUUCAUAUCACAUAUCACGUAGCACACGCAGCUCGGGCUUCGAUAGCUGGGCCUGGAUACAGGAUACCGGAUUCGACAUAGUUAUUCGCCAGCUUGAUGCUGGUGAAUGUGAACUGGCAGGGGAACUUGCGACGGCUCUCUACGAGCUGACGUUUCCACGUGACGCGUGUUUUGCUUUUCUGGUAGCUCAAAGCUCUGCAUGUCAGGGGGCUCUAGAAGAGUCGUGCAAAUGGUACCAAGAAGCGGGGGUGGCCAGCGAAACUGCACAAGUCACCUGCAAUGUGAGGUUCAGCGGGGUUCAGUUGAAUACGUGCAUGUUAUCUGUGGCGCACUGGGUACAGGGGAUCUACCAUUGGCUAAGUGGCAACUUCACCCAUGGUCAGGAGCAUGUCCUGAGCGCGCUUAAGGCCGGUGAAUUAUUCGAUUUCGAGGCGGAGUUGAUACUGUACGAUCUCCAGAUGGCUCGUCAGCACUUCGGCAUAUCCGGUGAUGAACUUCGUGUCAUCACUUUCGAGAUGGUGUUCGAAGGCGUAUACUCACCCUUCAUUCAUUAUCAAACUGGGCACUUAGAGAGCGGGAACUGGGCAUGGACCACAGUUUACGAUGAAUUGCUCAGUCUAUAUGGAUCCGAUACAGCCCGCGACUGGAAUGACUGUUUCGGUACAGGGAAUUUUUCAAACCCCUGCAAACGCUUCAAGAACAUUAGGGUCUACAGUACCUCGGAUGCAAGCCAAGAAUAUGCCUGGGAGAUUUUUACAAAUCUGACCGGAAUAUGGUGGCGAAGUUUCUUCGUCGCGGUGCGAUUUCCUCUAUACAUGGAACCUAAACCGGGCAGCGUCUACUCUAGGUUGCGCCCCCUCUAG